Messenger RNA from Silurus meridionalis, 3138 nucleotides. RefSeq names its product mitogen-activated protein kinase kinase 1 (gene map2k1). Gene Ontology annotation, molecular function: ATP binding; protein kinase activity. Bases 288 to 1475 code for a protein of 395 amino acids. The record is from RefSeq and is a predicted model, not a curated record. The transcript is spliced from 11 exons. Gene Ontology annotation, biological process: protein phosphorylation. Lineage: Eukaryota; Metazoa; Chordata; Actinopteri; Siluriformes; Siluridae.
AAAUCCGUCCGCAGUAUUACCCACCCAUUGAUCAGGACGUUAUUUGUGGCUCUUAUCAUCUCCACAGUGACAAGAGCUUUUUCACAUUCAUACGCCGUUAUAGCGUCGACACCGUGCCCGCGCGCGCGCGCCCGUGUGUGCUUCUUAUAAAAAAAACCAUAUAGGUGGGUGUGUAAUAAGCUGUAUAGUAUAUGCCUUAUCAGCCAGCGCUCGCUCAGCAGCGCGUUAGUGUUGCUCUCCUCCCUUGGAUUCUGAUUGCGGAAAAGCUCUGAGCACUGAAGAUCAUCAUGCAAAAACGGAGGAAGCCAGAACCGAUCCAGCUAAACCCGAUUCCGGAUGGGAAUGCUGUUAACGGAACCGGUGUCACAGAAACAAACCUAGAAGCCCUGCAAAAGAAACUUGAGGAGCUGGAGCUGGAUGAGCAGCAGAAAAAGCGUCUGGAGGCCUUCCUCACGCAGAAGCAGAAAGUAGGAGAGUUGAAGGAUGACGAUUUUGAGAAGAUUUGCGAGUUGGGAGCAGGCAAUGGUGGUGUGGUCUUCAAGGUCUCACACAGACCCUCUGGACUCAUCAUGGCCAGGAAGCUGAUCCAUCUGGAGAUCAAGCCAGCAAUCAGAAACCAGAUUAUCCGAGAGCUGCAGGUGCUGCAUGAGUGCAAUUCUCCCUACAUUGUGGGAUUUUACGGGGCCUUCUACAGUGACGGCGAGAUCAGCAUCUGUAUGGAGCACAUGGACGGUGGCUCCCUGGACCAAUCACUGAAGAAAGCAGGCAAGAUUCCAGAGCAAAUCCUGGGCAAAGUUAGCAUUGCGGUGAUAAAAGGGCUGUCUUACCUUAGAGAGAAGCACAAGAUCAUGCACAGAGAUGUGAAACCUUCGAACAUCCUGGUGAACUCACGUGGAGAGAUCAAGCUGUGUGACUUUGGCGUGAGCGGGCAGCUUAUUGACUCCAUGGCCAACUCUUUUGUGGGCACGAGAUCCUACAUGUCUCCAGAGCGUCUGCAGGGCACACACUACUCUGUGCAGUCUGAUAUCUGGAGCAUGGGACUUUCUUUGGUAGAGAUGGCCAUUGGACGCUUUCCUAUCCCACCACCGGAUGCUAAAGAACUGGAGCAAAUUUUUGGCCUCCCCAUGGAGGGUGACCCUUCAUCCAGCGAGGCCUCCCCCAAACCCAGGCCCCCUGGACGUCCCGGGAGCUCAUACGGACCUGACAGCAGACCUCCAAUGGCCAUCUUUGAGCUGCUUGACUACAUUGUCAAUGAGCCACCACCCAAGCUGCCAAGCAUCUUUGGCACAGAAUUUCAAGAUUUCGUCAACAAAUGCUUAAUAAAAAAUCCAGCAGAGAGGGCAGAUCUGAAGCAAUUAAUGGUCCAUGCCUUCAUUAAGACAUCAGAAGCAGAAGAAGUGGACUUUGCCGGGUGGCUCUGCAGCACCAUAGGAUUAAAUCAGCCAGGAACCCCAACUCACAGUGUGGGAAUAUAAAAUGAAUUGUUCUGCUUAAGCUCACACACACAAACACACACACACACACACACGUUCAGUGGUUUUAUUUGGGCUCUAUUCGAAAAGCAAUCUUUUCAGUAGUCAUUUACUGCCUCUUUUAUUUUGAUGUUAUAAGUAUUGAACUGAGAUUUAUGAAUCAUGCCAAGUCCCACAUUCUGUAUUAAGUGGCAAGAUGUACUUGGGGGGGACCCCCCACCCACUAAAAAAUGCUCAGAAUCCCCCCCUAAAUGUAAUAAAUUAUCCUGUUGAAUUGCAUAAAAAUCAUAUCAGAGACUAUUUAAAGUAUAAACUAUACUAGGCUUUUGUAUGAAUGUUUAUCUGAGGGCACUCUAAUACUCCGUUUGAAUGGAAAUAUGCAGAUUUUUUUUAAAGUAAAAAUCUUUUGGAUCACAGACAAAGCAUUGUCCCAGGGUAUAAAAAUUAUGUUCUCCAGUUAUUUUUAAGGUUAUAAAAUUUUUACACAUCAUGCUUAGGUAAAGGUUUGGCUUUUCAUUAAUUUUCAGUUAAUCUAUUGAAAAAGUAUUGCCUGUUAUUUGAGUUGAUAUGAAAUUGUAAUGUCAAGCAACAGUUUUUAUUGUAUUAUUAUGGUCAUGGUGUUUUAGUUAUACCUUUACUGCAUCAGAUAGAAAUAAUCAAGACUACCUGAUUAAACAAGUAGUUGUGGCCAAAUUUACUGACAGCCAAUUGUUUGAAAACAAGGUUAUAACAAAAUGUAACUCAGUACUGUUCAGACAAGCCAUAAAAGCCUUAUUAUAUGAAGCAAAGUGCAUUUUUUGUGGUCACUUAUCCUCAAGACCCUGCCCUUUACCUUAAAGGCAAACAUGUAAAAAAAGAAAGCGGUACAUGGACCAAAUGUGCGGUCAUACGAUCCCUUAAACACAUCUCUAUAAAAUCUUUAAAUCAUAAAACUAAACAUAUCCUGGUCCAAGAUGCUAAUAGAGAAUAGCUAUAUUGUAACUGCAAACUUCGUCACCCAGCAUGUGUACCAAGGUAGCGACUAAUGAAUUAACAGCUUCUGGUUAUCCCACUAUAUUUUCCUUACCUGCUUUUAUACAAUUAAAUCUUGAGAUUGAAAUCCAAGAAGUGAAUCUGUUCAAAAUGCAUCAGCAGUAAACAAUUCCUAUUUACUCCAGAUAUGAAACAAGUUGUUGCUUCAGUAUUUUUUUUUUAAUCAUACUUUAGAAGCAUACCAAAUGAAUAAAAAGCAUAGGUUUGAGAACGGUGUCAGCAAUUUGCAUUUUAAUGUAAUAAAAACAUGAAAUACUUGUACAAGAAAAAUGCUGCAUAACUCAGGACAGUUGAGUAUUUUCUUGGGACAUUUAUUCAAUUCAGGAACCUGGUGAGGGUUGCAGUGGAUUCUGGAGAAAAUGAGGCAAUAUGAAAGCUUUAAGGUAUUUAAAUUACCUUAUUACAUCUAAAUUCAUACAAUUGUUAGCACCAUUUUUUCCCCAUUUAAAUACAUUACCAAUUGCCAUUAAACUUGGCCACAACUGUAGUCCUUACAUCAAUUCUAAAUUUUAUUACAAACAAUGUUCUUGGUUAACAUUUGCAUAAUACUUUGUUCAAAUGUAUUGAAUUUACAUUGUAUGUGUAGAAGUGAUUGUCUAAACUAUAAGUUAUAAUAAAUGCAGUAUAAAAUACA